GGUGUAGCUGAGCAGUAAAAUGUUUUGAUAGACAGUUAGCUAACUCCACGACUAAAAUACUCCAAAAACACACUUUAAACCGCCAUAGGUGCGUUUCCAGCUGUGUAUUUACAUCUGCAUCUGUUUGAUAUGUAUAUUAUUCACUGCUAAGGAGGCCUUCAAUGGCAGCCGACCAGACUGAGCCGGAGGUGCCGGAGAACGCGGUGGGCAGACGGGUGUCCUGCGGUGGGGAGCGGGCCACGGUGCGGUACGUGGGCCCAGUGCCGCCGACGGCAGGGCUGUGGCUCGGCGUGGAGUGGGACAACGCAGACAGAGGCAAACACGACGGCAGCCAUGAAGGUGUUCAGUAUUUCACAUGCAGACAUCCUACUGGUGGGUCCUUCGUCCGUCCGGCAAAGGUGAGUUUUGGUGUCGACUACCUGACAGCGGUUGAACAGUUGUACCAGAUUGACACAGAGGAGGUGCUCAGCGAGGAGAUCCCCAUCUCCUCCAAGAAGCUGGAGUGGGGGAGAAUCAAGGAGCGCAGUUUAGAAACCCUGCCGUCAGUGCUGCUCAGUCAGUGUGAGGUGAACGGACCUGGAACCGAUGGAGAAAUCCGGAAAACAACUCCCAAUGUCCAGUGGUUGGACUUGAGCCGGAGUCUGCUGUCUUGUUGGGAGCAUGUGGCAUCCAUCACCCAGCAAUUGGACAGACUGGAGGGACUGCAGCUCAGCUACAACCGGCUGCGUUUGCCCUUUGACCCCUCAGCUCUGCGUCAUGCCUUCAGCAGCCUUCGAGUCCUGUCUCUGAUUGGCUGUGACGUCACCUGGACGCAGGUGCUGCAGUGUGCCCCCAUGUGGCCACAGCUGGAGGAGUUGUGUGUGGAGGACAACAACAUCACAGAGCUGCACAGGCCGGUGGACGUUCUACAGAUGCUGAAGACUCUGAACCUGUCCGGGAACCGUUUGGUCCAGGACACACUGCUCAGUUUAGCCGCUUUGCCCAGACUAGAGCAGCUGAACCUCUCGAAGACCGGUUUGUCUGUGAUCCAGUUUGAUGACGUCGCUCCAGGAUGUCACACAGCCAUGUUUCCUGCUCUGAAGAAUCUCAAUGUGGACCACAACAACAUCUCUGAGUGGCGUGUGGUGGAUGAGCUGGCAAAGCUGCCCAGUUUGGUUCAGUUUUCGUGUCGUGGAAACCAGCUGAUCAGCAGUGAUGGAAACCCCAAAACAGUCAAUCAGCUGCUGAUCGCCAAACUGGGACAGCUGAUUUUACUCAACAAUUGUCAGAUCCACCCCGAGGACAGGCGAGGGGCGGAGAUAGACUACAUCAAAAUAUUUGGAGAGGAGUGGCUAAAGGCAGGGGGGCGGAGUCAGCUGAGCACCCAGUUCACCUGUGAACACCCUCGAUACCAGACACUCAUUGACAAGUACGGUGCUCCAGAAGAAGGGGAGCUGAAGAAGCCGGAGCCUUUUGCCCUGAAGAACCAGCUGUUAAAGAUUACAUUUGUGUUUCCUGACGACGCCGAGAGGAAACCCAUCGAGAAGAAGCUUCCAGCCUCGAUGGUCAUCCAGAAGGUGAAGGGCCUCCUGUACAGACUGUUGAAGGUCCCUGCAACCGAUCUGAAGCUCACAUAUACCUCACUAAAGAUGGUGGGGACAGAGUUUGAGAUCGACAGCGACCUGAAGACUCUGCAGUUUUAUUCCAUAGAGGACGGAGACCAGGUCCUGGUUCGAUGGUCCUGACCCGGACCUGGAGGUGCAGAACUGGAAGCAAUGGAAGCUUCUGGACGGAACUUCAGCUGCUUCUGUCUGAAACCUAGACGUUAUGAUGGACUGAGCACUGACCUCAGAAUGGUGAUAGUCCUGGAGGACAGACAUGUAUAUGCUGAUGGAUGGACAAAUAACCAGUGGAUAGUGAACAACAGACACUGACCUGCUGAUCUUUAUUUCAGCCACAUUUUGAGGUGUCACGAUGCAUAAAGAAUAUCUUCACAUCCUGUAAUAAUCAGACAGGAAAAGAUGGAGAAUCCAGGACUUUAACAGAAUGAGGACUGACAGACGUAGAUCUCCAACAUGAUGGAUUUCCACCUGCCUGGUUCAUGAACGGCACAGUUAAAGAAAGAUUCAUCCCUAGAGCAACAUGAUCAGUGUGACUCAGUGUCAUGUAAAAGAAUAUGAUGCUUUGCAAUUCAAUAGAUAGUUUGAGCAAAUAAUAUAUUAAAGCUACAAUCAGUGUUUCUGUAGUUCCACGGCUCAGUAUCACAUUUAUGCACCUUUGUUCUCACAAACCACUUUGACAGAAUAAAACAAGGUCUGAACCUGAUCUUGAAAA
Messenger RNA from Sphaeramia orbicularis (orbiculate cardinalfish), 2313 nucleotides. It is a transcript of the gene tbce, whose product is annotated as tubulin folding cofactor E. The record is from RefSeq and is a predicted model, not a curated record. Gene Ontology annotation, molecular function: protein binding. Lineage: Eukaryota; Metazoa; Chordata; Actinopteri; Kurtiformes; Apogonidae. The transcript is spliced from 17 exons. Gene Ontology annotation, biological process: cytoskeleton organization. Bases 162 to 1724 code for a protein of 520 amino acids.